GACAUUCCCUCACCACCCUCUUCUCCCUCCGCAUCCCCCAAAACGACAUCGUUUCCCUCCUCACUACCAACCCCUCCCUCCUCCACCAUUCCUUCCACCACACCCUCCAAUCCCGUCUCCCCCAUCUCCAAACGCGCUUCCCCACACUCUCCCCUUCCACCCUCCUCAACCUUCUCCUCUCUUCCACAAAGUUACAUCUCGACCCGCUCCAACUCUCACCCAAGCUCAACGCGCUCAAAACCGAUUUCGCGUUUUCCGACGCCACCGUGGCCAGCAUUCUGGAAGGGUUCCCCGACGUGGUUGUCACGAGCGAGAACGAAAUCGCGAGCGUGAUAGAUUUUCUCGCGGGGUUCGGAAUUCCCCGGGACGAGAUUGAUCUCGUUGUCCGUUCCUUUCCUAGGGUUUUGGCGCUCGGUGUUGAGCAGAGGCUGAUGCCGUUGUUUCGGGAAAUCAAGGAGCUAGGGUUUUCCAAUCGUGAGAUGAGGAGCGAGAUCUCGCGGGACCCGAGGAUUCUGGGGAUGGAAAUUGGAGAGCUUACGCGGUGUUUGAGACUGAUAGAGAGUUUGAAAUGCAGGGAAAGUAUCAAAGAGAGGGUUAUAGGUUCGGGUCUGAUGAGAGUGUGUUUUGAGGUGAAAUUAAGAGUGGAUUGUUUGUGUGGGUAUGGUUUGACUCGAAUGGAUGCUCUGAAGGUUAUUUGGAAGGAGCCUAGGGUGAUUUGUUACGAGGUUGGGGAUGUUGAAAGGAAGGUUGAGUUUCUUGUGCAGAGGAUGAAGUGUAGUGUAGAGUGUUUGGCUGAGGUGCCUAAAUAUUUGGGUGUGAAUUUUGAGAAGCAGAUUGUGGCUAGGUACAGUGUGGUAGAGUGUUUGAGGGGGAAAGGUGCCAUUGGGUUUGAGUUUGGGUUGAAGGAUUUGUUUAUGCCUUCUAGGCUUAGGUUCUAUAAUCUUUAUGUGAAGCCAUACCCGGAGUGUGAAAAGAUCUAUGGAAGGUUUUCUGGGUGUGGUGUUCAAGUUAAGACGAAGCAUCCCGCUGGACUGUGGAAACUUUUUAAACCGCAGAAGUUUGCUGAAAUGGAUGAAGAUGUGGAGAGCGUGAGGUCAUUCAUGGAGUCUCUGGUUUAGUGGUGGGAUGAAUUUGAGUCAAUGAAUGACUAUCAAAAUUGAGUUUUGACUUGAUACGUACUUAUAUUAGUACUCUGGAAUUGCCCUUGCCCAAUUGAGAUUCUUUGAUGUGCUUCUGAAAUCGAGCUUUGUAGGAAGUAUGUCUCUCUCAUUUUUUCUUCAAGUAAAUAAUAAUAACAGGGUCUAGCAGCAAAAAAGGCGACAUCACCAGAGGCACUGAUUUCUCUGCCUCACUGCCCCUGCCUCACACAACAGCUAAUGAUUUCAGGCAAACUUCCAAAACUACAUUUCUAUUGACUAUCGGACAUAAUUUGUUGUAUUUAAUUUGGGGCAAGACUUAGAAGUUCAUUCAUUCGAGUGCAACGAAAGAGUUAAUUACUUGAAAUCUUAAGUCAUCCGUGGGUCACAAUAUCACAUGCUCUCUUGAAAAUUGCGUUUUGUUUACGGCAGCACUUCGUCUGACAUGAAAGUUCCUCAAAGAGCUUCUCGAAGCAUGAAACAAGAUUCCUUUCGGAGCACAAGAUAUAUUCUUUAAUAGUGUAUACAUUUCCCCGUUGUUUUGGACUGAUCAGCUUAGUUUCUAGAAUAGUUCCAGGUGUGCUAAUGGAAGGUUUGUUGCCACCGGAAGCACUGAUACAAUAAUAAAGCUAUUUGAGGGUUCGAAGAUCAAUCAGAUGUUUCUACCAAAGGCAAAGGAUGGUCCUUAGCGGCCUGUCAUUCGAACAUAUUAUGAUCGUAUAUAUAAGUGCCUUUGCAUUUUCUGAUAUAUAUACCCGUGACAGAAUUUUGUUUG
Messenger RNA from Vigna umbellata (rice bean), 1911 nucleotides. RefSeq names its product transcription termination factor MTERF15, mitochondrial. The record is from RefSeq and is a predicted model, not a curated record. Gene Ontology annotation, molecular function: double-stranded DNA binding. Gene Ontology annotation, biological process: regulation of DNA-templated transcription. NCBI's taxonomy places the organism in Eukaryota, Viridiplantae, Streptophyta, Magnoliopsida, Fabales, Fabaceae.